AUGGAUGAACCAGCAUUUGAGGAGCUCCUACACAAAGUUGGGCCUCUCAUAACUAAGCAAGACGCCCAUCUGAGGGACUCCAUUCCGGCUGCCGAAAGGCUGGCCUUAACGCUACGGUUCCUUGCAUCAGGUGAGGACAUAAAAAUUCUCUUUUCAGGUGAUUCAUUCACAAGUCUCCAGUAUUUGUACUGGAUACCGAAGUCAACUAUAUCAGCAAUUGUUCCAGAGGUUUGCGAGGCGAUAUUUCAAGUACUUGUGGAUGAGUACCUCAAGGUACCUCAAUCAGCAGAAGAAUGGGAAGAGAAAGCAAAUGAGUUCGAGACACGAUGGCAGUUCUUCAAUUGCAUUGGCGCCAUUGAUGGGAAGCAUAUUGUAAUACAGGCCCCAGCCAACAGUGGGUCGUAUUACUUUAAUUAUAAAGGGACAUAUAGCAUUGUACUCCUAGCCCUGGUUGAUGCUGAUUACAAGUUCACAUAUGUAGAUGUUGGACAAAAUGGUCGAGCUUCAGAUGGGGGUGUGUACAAGACCUCAACGCUUGCAAAAGCCUUAGAAACGGGAGAACUUAACAUUACAUCGAAGUGCCAACUUCCUGGAACAGACAAACUGGUGCCAUAUGUGUUUGUAGGAGACGAUGCCUUCCCUUUGAAUAAUGGUAUGAUGAAGCCAUAA
Molecule: messenger RNA, 669 nt
Organism: Lineus longissimus
Lineage: Eukaryota; Metazoa; Nemertea; Pilidiophora; Heteronemertea; Lineidae
Exons: 3
Coding region: 1-669 (222 amino acids)
Source: RefSeq, a predicted model, not a curated record